Chelonus insularis is the source of this 6495-nucleotide messenger RNA. It is a transcript of the gene Arms, whose product is annotated as Ankyrin repeat-rich membrane spanning. NCBI's taxonomy places the organism in Eukaryota, Metazoa, Arthropoda, Insecta, Hymenoptera, Braconidae. The transcript is spliced from 10 exons. Bases 395 to 6109 code for a protein of 1904 amino acids. The record is from RefSeq and is a predicted model, not a curated record. Gene Ontology annotation, molecular function: PDZ domain binding; protein kinase regulator activity.
UUCAAUCAUGGCAGAAUAGUGAAGUUCUUGGAGAUCGAGUUUGCAAGGUGACGUGUUUUUUUGCAAGAGUAAAUUCAAUUUUAACACUAAAAUAGUAAAUUAUAUCCUUACACUAAGAUGUUAUUAAUGUUUAAAUUAAAUGCUAGAAAAAUGAAGGUUAGAAAUGUUUUAUAGGAAGUAAAGAAUACAUAACAAAAGCUGUAUAAUAUUACAAACUCAUAUAUUGAGUUAUCAGCAUUUACUAGGACACCACCGUGUCAUGCAGUUAAUGACAACUCUAAACUCAUCAAGCCAUCUGUAUACAAUCAAUUGUUUGACACAUAUCUAUAUGUGCUCCCAAUUGAAGGACACAUUUAAAGAAGACGAUAAAUGAUAAGUAAGAGUGAAGGAUGCCAUGCGGAAGGCUGACGGCAGAGAGGUCAAGAUUGCGUGUUCGAUCUGCCGUAUUGACAUCGAUGAAGAUGAUGAGAAUGAAAAAAAAGAAGAGAAAGAGACUACGGGAGAUUUGCCAUUAUCAAUUGGAGACAAUGACAAACCAGAUACGGUGAUGACAAAUGAAAAUAACUUGUUUAUAGAUACAAGUGAUAGAAAAUGUUCAUCAACUCUACAAAUUCCUCAAGAUUCUCAGAAUUUCUAUCAAUCUAAUGGUCAUGUUUCUGAUGUCUCUGGAGACUCGCAGAGAAUUUCUGGAUGGUAUUUUUCAUCAGACAAUACCAAUAAUUCAUCUUCUAACACUUUAGAGACUCAUGAACCAUCUCCGGUAUUUACAAAUAAUCAAACAGGUGACAUAAGAAGAUCUAGUGUCACAAGUAUGGCAAUAACAUCUAGUCUUGCUACAAGUCUUGUUGGAAUUUCUUCAGUAGUUCCGCAAAAAAUGUUUAAAAAAGAUACAACAUCACGUGUACGAUCACCAUCCAAUGGAUCAAUUUAUUCAACAAAUAUCAAUGAUGAUACUGGCCUUGAUGAUGUUACUACACGUACUCUGUCAUCAAGAAGAAAGUCCAAGUUACCACUUCUACGUCUACAUAUGCCUCAACCACAUUCUUGGUCCAAUUUUACAGCAUCUUCUGAUCCUGAUGAACGUAUUCAUCAUGAUAAUCACCAUCAUUAUCAUUUUCCACACAUUCCGGUACCAACGUUUAGCUUCACCAGCGACGGACCCGGUCGCAAAUUCAGCUUUGGCAUAAGACGACAUUCGCAGAUGACUCUUCAUCGAACUGACUCGAUGGUGUCGUUGUGUUACCGGUCACUUGCUAAUUUCAUCACUGAAGAUAAUUUCAGUGCUUUUCAAAGUUUUCUUGAAAAUAAAAGAAUACCUAUUGAUGAUCGUGAUGAGAAUGGCACUACAGCUCUCAUCUUUGCAGCAUCUAAAGGCAAACUUCAAUUUGUCCGUGAACUCAUUAACCAUGGUGCCGAUGUCAAUGCUGAGGAUGCAGAUAACUGGACAGCACUAUUAUGUGCUGCCAAAGAAGGACAUACAGAAGUCUGUCUCGAAUUACUGGAUCACGGAGCAAAUCUGGAGCAACGAGAUGUUGGUGGAUGGACAGCACUCAUGUGGGCCACCUACAAAGAGAGAACAGCAACGGUAAUGUUGCUUUUAUCUCGUGGUGCAGAUGUAAAUGCUCAUGGAAAUUAUCAUAUAUCAUCACUACUAUGGGCUUCAGGAAGAGGUUAUGCUGAAAUUGUAAAAGAACUAAUUGUUCAUGGAGCUAAAGUUAAUGUAGGAGAUAAAUAUGGAACAACUGCUUUAGUUUGGGCAGCCAGAAAAGGAAAUAUAGAAAUUGUUGAUACUCUUUUGAAAGCUGGCGCUAAUGUUGAUACUGCUGGAAUGUAUUCUUGGACUCCUUUGAUUGUUGCAACGCUCGGUAAUCAUGUGGAUGUGGUUAUGCUACUACUUGAUCACAAACCAAACGUUAAUGCACUUGAUAAAGAUGGUUAUACAGCGUUAGCGAUCGCUUGUAGAGAAGGAUAUCAUGAAAUUGUCAGUGCCUUGCUCAAUUGUGGAGCUUAUAUUAAUAUACAAGAUCGAGCUGGUGAUACUAAUUUGAUUCAUGCAGUCAAAGGAGGUCAUCGAAGUGUAGUUGAGGCACUUUUGAAAAAAUAUGCUGAUGUUGAUAUACCAGGAAAAGAUAGGAAAACUGCCAUAUACAUUGCAGUAGAAAAGGGCAAUGUUCCAAUAUUAAAAAUAUUAUUAGGUGCUAAUCCUGAUCUUGAAAUACCCACCAAAGAUGGAGAUACUCCUUUACUACGUGCUGUAAGAUCGAGAAAUGCUGAAAUUGUACAAUUAUUAUUAGAUAAAAAAGCUAAAGUGAGUGCUACUGAUAGAAAGGGAGACACUGUAUUACAUAUUGCUAUGCGUGCACGAUCAAAAGCAAUUGUGGAAAUUUUAUUAAGAAAUCCAAAACACAGUCAGUUACUUUAUCGUCCUAAUAGACAUGGAGAAACUCCAUAUAAUAUUGAUCUUAAACAUCCAAAGACAAUUUUAGGACAAAUUUUCGGUGCUCGACGGCUUAAUACUAAUGAAGAUAACGAAAAUAUGUUGGGUUAUGAUUUAUAUAGCAGUGCUUUGGCUGAUAUUUUAAGUGAGCCAUCACUUUCUACUCCAAUUACUGUAGGACUGUAUGCCAAAUGGGGAUCUGGCAAGUCAUUUUUACUUAACAAAUUACGUGAAGAGAUGAAGAAUUUUGCACGUCAAUGGAUUGAUCCUGUGUUUCAAUUUUCUACACUGCUGUUAGUUGUCGUUAUGCAUAUAUCAGUUUUAAUUGGAACUAUUGCAGGAUUAGCUGUACAAUCAUGGAUAUUAGGUGUUGCAUUAGGAGUUUCAGUAUUGACGACAGUUUAUAUUUUUCUUGGACUAGUUUGGUAUGCAAAUAACCGAUACGACUGGAAUUGGCCGUAUAAUUUUACGGUUGCACUUACAGUUAAGCUCAAUUCAUUAAGACUAUUACUACAAGUGAUUUUUUGUCUUCCUCCUAGUAGUCAACUGAAUGAUGGCCUAACAAUACAACCGAUUAAAUUUUAUUUUACUGAUCAAACACGAGUAGGAACAACAACAGCUGGUGAAAAUGCUGUUGUUCAAAUGGUUGGAUCAUUAUAUGAUUCAAUUGAAAGUGAUUUUGGAUCUUUUGCCACGAGGUUAUACAGAGCUUUUAGACCGAAGGCCAUUAAAACAACUACCUCUUGGAAGUGGAGACAAUUAUGUUGCUUGCCUUAUGUAGUUAUUUUUGAAUUUUGCUUAUGUAGUCUACUUGUUGGUAUAUCUACACUUACAUUAUAUUUUAUAGACAAUUAUAGUAUUGAAAGAACCAUAGAUCCCACGACAGCCCAUAUUAUUAUGAUAACUGUAGCUCUUUUGUUAGCCUUCAGUGUCAUUGCUAAUUUAUACACGUGGAGUAGAACAUUGAAAGCAUUAAUAUUCUCACAGCGAAGACAUUUACAACGGAAUAUUGCAAAAUUAGAUUCUCUUAAGAGUGAAGGAUUUUUACAAACUCUUAAAUCUGAAGUGAGCUUAAUGACCGAUAUGGUUAAGUGCCUGGAUAGUUUUACUUCUCAACAAAGUAGGCUAGUAUUAAUAGUCGAUGGAUUGGACAGUUGUGAACAAGAUAAAGUUCUAUUAGUACUUGAUGCAAUGCAGGCACUUUUCAGUGAUAAUGGAUGUCCAUUUGUUAUUAUUUUAGCAAUUGAUCCACACAUUAUUGCUAAAGCUGUUGAAGUUAAUAGUCGUCGACUUUUUACUGAAUCAAAUAUUGGCGGUCAUGAUUAUUUACGUAAUAUGGUCCACGUGCCUUUUUAUCUUCAGAACAGUGGACUGCGUAAAGUUAAAGUUGCCCAACAAAGUGCUCAACAUUACAAAAAAAUGACUUGGUGUGAAGCUGAUGAGAAUGUUAAUUACGCAACAACAAGCGCUAUUCAUCAUCCAGUGUCUAGUAGACGUUUAAGUACAGAAUCGAGUGUAAUGAAUAGCAAUGAGAAAUUAAAACCACCGAGUCGGAAGGGUAGCCGAAAGAUGCGAUUGAGUGAAUCUAUUGCCAGCAGCAUUGGUAGUAAUUUAAAUCGCUUAGGAGGUGCUCAAGAUUUAAAUAAAAUGCUGUUGACUGAUGAUUACUUCAGUGAUGUUAAUCCACGUAGUAUGCGACGUUUGAUGAAUGUUGUUUAUGUUACAGGAAGACUAUUAAAAGCAUUCCAGAUUGACUUCAACUGGUAUCAUUUAGCUAGUUGGAUCAAUAUUACUGAGCAGUGGCCUUUUAGAACUUCUUGGAUGAUUCUUCACUAUGAAAUGUAUGAAGACACUUUUGAAGAUUCAAUAUCUUUGAAGGCAUUGUAUGAUAAAGUUCGUCCACAAAUUCCAGUACUUAAAGACGUUCAACCUCUCUUAGAAAUGGAUAGAGAUGAACGUAAGCUCGAUGUUUUUCUAACAUUUCAUCGCUCCAGUCUUCUAAUUAGUGAUAUGAGAAUAUUCUUGCCAUUUACUAUUAAUCUUGAUCCUUACAUAAAAAAGAAAAUAAAAGAAGAGCAACAAAGUAUUGAAGAAGAUGUUCAUUUAGGAAUAUAUAAAAAUCAAUGGCAAAAGACAAAUGACUCAUGGAUUCCAAAUAGAACUAAUUUGACAAAUCGUCAUGCUAAAUUAGUCAAAACUCCAAGUUUAUCUGGACCACCAUUCCCACCAUUAGGACCUUGGGCUAUUCCUCCAGUCUAUGAUUGGCAUCAACCUUGGGUCCAAAUACCACCAAUUGAACCUCCAAUUAAACCUCUUCCAGUGGCUACUACUUUGCCAUCGGAAAUUCUUGAAAUAAGAUUGUCAAAUUUAUCUGUCAAUAAUAUUUGUGACCUUCUGUCAAAAAUUGAUGAAUUAAACCCUAAUAAAUUAGAGAGCUAUAAGAAUAUAGUUAGAGAAAAUAAUAUAACUGGAAAAGUCUUGUUACACUGUGAUUUAUCAGAAUUGAAACAAGUACUUAAUAUGACUUUUGGUGACUGGGAGAUUUUUCGAAUAGUUAUUGUAUCACUUCGAGAACAGGAACGAUCAGUAUUUUCAGUUUGUGAAGAAGGUCCACGUAGUGUACGAUUUACUGUACGACCCGAACCAAAUAACCGCAAAGAAACAAGAGAGUCUCAAAGUAGUUCUCAAAUAUAUUCCACUCAUGGAGAUAAAGAAAAGCCCACAAGUCGAACAGAUGGAUCAUCAAGACGUGAUCCAACAAAACAUUCAAUAAUGGAAAAGCAGGUGACUCUAGAAGAACAGAUGAUCUGUGGAGCUCUUCAAACCUUGAACGAAGAGGCUUGUGAAGAUGUUUUGGAUGUACCGUCACCCACUGUAGUACCUCCAGACUCACUUCCAGGUGGUCGAGCACGAUCUGUCAGUAUUACAACUGCCCCCGACACUGACUACGUAUUGCUUCAGCCAUCACCUAUUUAUCAUUGGGUACCAGUUCAUGAUGAUCCUGAAAGUUCUGAUGAUAGUUCUCAUGAAUCAGCAUUAAAUUUACAUCGUUCCAAUUCACAACGAAGUAUUACCUCCCAAAGAAGUUUUAAAUCUACUUAUUCUCAUAAUAAUCGUACUAGAAAAAGAAGCACAAACAUCAACAGCCGUCCAAGCUCCCUUCUAAUAUCACCUCCAGCAUCUCCAAGGCCUGCUUAUCGUUCCAAGUCAACUGAUGAUUAUGCUGCCAAUGAUGUGGCUGUUAAACAAAUCCCAGCUGUUACUCUAUCCAAUAUGCGACAUUCAACUCCAACUAUUGCUGAUGAUAUAAAAAUUGUUGUACCAACGGUUCCUACAAAUUUCGACAAAUUAAAUAAACUUAAAGAUCGUUUGAUUGGAACAACAUCAUCCAAUCAAUCACCUGCUGGUGAAAGUGACGACGAAUCUACUCCUCUUGUGUCUGAACUCUCAACACCAUCACACACACAAUCUGAUAGUGUUUUUACUCACGCAUUUAGUCCAGAAAGUGAUAUGUCUCCAGUGUCAAUUAAGAGUCUUCCACAGACAGGAGAAAGAGCUAUAGAUUUAGAUUAUUGUGAUUCUGCAAGCCUCGUAAUUCACGAAUCUUCUGACUCAAGAGCACUAGCUCGACAAAACGCUGAAGACUGGGAUAGUCCAGAGACGCCAGUGUAAAUGAAUAUAAUAUUUUAUGUUUUUUAUUUCACCUUAAUGCUUCACCUUGAUAAGUUAUUACACUGCUCAAAAAUAUUUAGAAGUGUUUCGAAAUUUCUAUAGAUAAGAUAAUGAGGUUCUAUUUGUUCUUUAAGACCUUGAUAAUUGCACAGUGAUAAGAAGCACAUGGAUUUUAAUUAGAUAGACAAAUUAAUUUUUUUCUUUUUUUCAUAUUUAUUAUUUAUCGUUCCUUUACAUGUUGUAUUACAUGUAAAGGCUAAAAAAGAACUCUUAGGAAACGUACUAUAGUCAAUGUAUGUUUAAUUAAAUCAAUUGUACUACUUAAAAUAUGUGAUAUAUCGUUAUAAAUACGUUAGAGUGCCUUAAUUAAAUACGAAUAAGGAGAA